This is a messenger RNA of Pisolithus orientalis, 2033 nucleotides long. RefSeq names its product FAD dependent oxidoreductase-domain-containing protein. Lineage: Eukaryota; Fungi; Basidiomycota; Agaricomycetes; Boletales; Pisolithaceae. Gene Ontology annotation, cellular component: cytoplasm. Bases 170 to 1963 code for a protein of 597 amino acids. The transcript has 5 exons. The record is from RefSeq and is a predicted model, not a curated record. Gene Ontology annotation, molecular function: oxidoreductase activity.
CUGUGUGAUGCCCGUGGCCGGCCCUGGAUAAAAGUAGGCUAGUCAAAGAUGUUUCCGCUCUUCCUCACUGCAUUGCCUACCCGUCAUCGUCAAUAUCCGAUAAAUAUUAUACCCCCACGGAGAGCAAAGAGCCUUGUCACCGAUACAGUCCUCAAGAUAAUAGGAAACAAUGGGCAUCGCUUUCUCCCGUGCACAUACCGGAACACGCUUCCAGUACUCAACCGAGUCUUCUCUGGGCGCUAGCAAAUGUGGCGAGGGUGACGCCGAGAAACUGACGAACCCACUUGAACGAGUCCAGGGUCGAGAAGCGAGAGGCCAGGAGAGAAAAAGGGCAAGGCCAGAAGCGAUAGGGCGAACGAGCACAAUAUCGUCGCAAUGUCCUUCUCCGCCCUUACCCACCCCUGGGCUUCCAAUCGCUGAACCAACACGCUCGUUUUGGGCAUUCCCCCCUUCGGCUAUUUUAGCUCGUCUCGUGCAGGACCCAGAUGAAAGCCAGUGUGCGGCGGUGCCAGAGUAUGCGGAUGUCGUCGUCAUAGGGUCGGGUAUAUCCGGCGCUUCUUUUGUCAGGGCGUUGCUAAACGCGGAUCGGAAGCGGAUCAAUAAGGGCGGGUAUGAGCACGAACGACUGAGCGUUGUGAUGCUUGAAGCGCACGACGCGUGUUCAGGGGCAACCGGAAGGAACGGAGGUCAUAUCAACCCACCUUUAUACCACGACUAUGAGGACCUCAAGAACACCCUCGGUCUCCGUGCCGCACAACACAUCAUCCGGUUCCGAUUAGCUCACCUCGAGAUCCAGCGACACAUAGGUCAGACCGACGCAGCAGAUGCGGAUUGUCGAGAGGUCGAAGCUGUAGACGUGUACUACGACGAAGAGACGUUCGAGGAGGCGAAGAGGUUGUUGAAGGUGUAUAAGAGGGAUAUGCCAGUUGAGGCGGAGCCGUAUGAGUGCUUGGGGGGUGAAGCGGCUAGGAAGAGAUAUCAGCUUUCAGAGUACGCUUUAGGGUGUAUUACGACGCGUGCGGGAGCGGUUCAUCCGUACCGGUUCGUUGCGGGCGUCCUCGCUCGGUUGCUCGAGGACCAUGCCAACCAGUUCCGUUUGUACACGAAGACGCCUUGCACAUCUAUCACGGGUCCAUCGGAGAACGAAUCCGCCUACACUUUACACACACCGCGCGGGACGCUGAAAACAAAACACAUCGUUCAUCUCACGAAUGCCCACGUGGGUGCGCUCGUCCCUGGUCUUGCACCCGUGGUGACACAGGUACGAGAGACGAUGAGUGCGCAGAGACCCGGACGCAAGUUACGUACUAAGAUGGGUGGUGGGGCACGUUCAUAUGUGUUUUAUGACGACCCGGUGUACAAAGGAUUCGAUUACCUGACGCAGCUUCGGAGUGGCGAACAUGAGUUGAUGUUUGGAGGUGGUCUCGAGGGAGAAAGUGUUGGAUGCACACGGAUGCCCGGUAUGUAUGAUCUGCACAGUGCAGCACACGUGUCUGGAGCGUUGUCCGUCUACUUUGGCGCUGUAAAUUGGGGUGCAGAAGGUGCGACUGCCGUGGAUGGUGGUAUCUGGGCAGCUGGGAGGGUAAAAGCAUUGUGGAGCGGCGAGCUGAGUGAAUCAGCGGACGGAUUUCCAUGGGUGGGUCGAAUCCCGGAGAGUGUGACGGGAAGGGAGAGGCCGUCGAAGACGGACAAGGAAAUGGCGAGUCCUGGGGAAUGGGUUUCUGCGGGAUAUUCAGGUGAAGGAAUGGUGCACGCAUGGUUGUGCGCCAAGGCAGUGGCGUUGAUGGUGCUCGGGAUGGAGGAUGACAAGAACGUGUGCGAUGAUAUGAAUGGGUUUGGAGCUGGACAGAGCGUUGCAGAGUGGCUUCCAGCUCGUUUUCUCAUUUCAGAGACUCGGCUCAGGCAAGUUCAGGUAUGUCGGCGACAAGGAAGGAGGAGCAGGGCCAACGUAUACAAGUCGUAACUACUUGCUUGUAUUUUCAUAAACGUACUUAGAUUGGUAUGCUUACUAAGCAAGCUACGCGGCCCGGACC